AUGGCCGAGCCGACCGCGCCCGUCGACGUCGCGGCCUUGAAGGGCAAGAAGUGGCUGAAGGGUCCGCUGGACGAGCAGGUGCUUAAGCGCUUGCUUCGGCGCGGCCUCGUGACCGGCGACAGCUACGUCUGGUCGCCCGAGCUGGCCGAGCUCCUGCCGACGUGGCAGCUGGCCAAGGAGACGCUCGUCUUUGGCACGACGUGCGUGCUGUGGCAGACGCUGCCGCAGUGGUACUACUAUGACCAGGCCAAACAACAGAAAGGGCCCGUGACGACCGCAGAUCUCUCGACGCUCUUUCUGGACGGCGACAUUGAUGGCCUCACGCUGGUCUGGAGCAGCGCGCAGCUCGUGCCAGCGUGGACGCCGAUGGGUCAAGUCGAUGUACUCAAGGAAGUUCUCCAAGAAAUCAACGACGAAGUCGAGCGGAAAGAAGCACUCUUGGCGACCGAGAAGAAGCUCGACCCGUCGUCGCUCGUCAUGGACGGCAGCGCGGCGGCGCGCACGUCGUUCCUUGCCGACGACGGCAAAGAGUUUAUCUACGACAGCGAGAUGCGCAAGUGGCUCACGCCCGAAGAGAAGAUUGAGGAGGAACUUGCCAUGCUCCGCGACGAAGUCGACGACGUCAAGGCGUCCAACGAGUUGUUUGACGACGAAAAGCCCGUCGUGCCGCCCGCAGCGACAACGACCAACGACGACGAUGCUGCUGCCACGAAGAAGCGUAAGAAGAAGAGCAAGUCCAAGAAGAACAAGUGGGUCGCAUCCAAGCAGAAGACGUGGAUCUACAUCAACGGCCUGCCCCUCGAUGCGACGGUCCAUGAAGUCCACGACCACUUUGCCAAGUGUGGUGUCAUUCAGCGCGACCUCGAGACGGACGAGCCCAAGAUCAAAUUGUACCGCAACAAGGAUUCCGGCGCGUUGAACGGGGACGCGGCGGUCUGUUUCAUGAAGGAACCAUCGGUCGAGCUCGCCAUCCAGCUCCUCGAUAAGGUCGACUUGCGCCCCAACUGGCCGCUCGACGUCAAGGUGGCCGAGUUUGCGCAAAAGGGCGACGCAUUCGUCCCGCGCAAGAAGGCCAAGCUCGACAGCCGCGCCAAGGUCAAGAAAUUUCAGAUGGAACAAGCGCUCUCGUGGGGCGCGGCCGACGAGGACGAAGGCCUCCGCAUUGUUGUGCUCAAGCACAUGUUUACGCCCGCCGACUUUGACGAUGUCGAGGCAGGCAACGAGCUCAAGGACGACAUCAAGGCCGAGUGCGAGACCCUUGGCGACGUGACCAAAAUUACCUUUUUCGAGCAGCACCCGCUCGGCGUCGUCCAGGUCAAGUACGCGCUGCCCGAGAACGCACAGUCGUGCAUUGAGCGCAUGCACGGCCGCUUCUUUAGCGGCCGAAAGAUCGAGUGCGCGUACUGGGACGGCACCAACUACACGGUGCGCGAGUCCCAGGACGAAGAGAUCAAGCGCACGGAAGAGUUUGGCGCGUGGCUCGAAGAAGGCUCGAGCUCCGAUGACGACGACGACGACGACGAGGGUUCCGACCAGGAGAACGCAGCGCCCCCCGCACGACCCCACGCCGGUCGCGUCUUGCCCGAUUCGGACGACGAAGAUGAUGCGAUGCCCAUGCACGCCGGUCGCGUCUUGCCGCCGAUGGAGGACGAGGACGAGGACGACGCCAUGCCGAUGCAUGCUGGUCGCGUGCUCCCUCCGAUGGACGAUGAUUAACACGGCCUUUUCCUCGUGUUUCUGC
Molecule: messenger RNA, 1741 nt
Organism: Saprolegnia parasitica CBS 223.65
Lineage: Eukaryota; Oomycota; Saprolegniomycetes; Saprolegniales; Saprolegniaceae
Exons: 5
Coding region: 1-1716 (571 amino acids)
Biological process (GO): mRNA splicing, via spliceosome
Cellular component (GO): U2 snRNP; U2-type spliceosomal complex
Molecular function (GO): RNA binding
Source: RefSeq, a predicted model, not a curated record